This is a messenger RNA of Aspergillus brunneoviolaceus CBS 621.78, 608 nucleotides long. RefSeq names its product 60S ribosomal uL29 domain-containing protein. Gene Ontology annotation, biological process: translation; maturation of LSU-rRNA from tricistronic rRNA transcript (SSU-rRNA, 5.8S rRNA, LSU-rRNA). Gene Ontology annotation, cellular component: cytosolic large ribosomal subunit; ribosome. The record is from RefSeq and is a predicted model, not a curated record. NCBI's taxonomy places the organism in Eukaryota, Fungi, Ascomycota, Eurotiomycetes, Eurotiales, Aspergillaceae. The transcript is spliced from 4 exons. Gene Ontology annotation, molecular function: structural constituent of ribosome; mRNA binding. Bases 1 to 531 code for a protein of 176 amino acids.
AUGACGCUGCCCUCCGUCCGCAGCGCCAGCGCCGGCGCCGGCGGCGCCCCGUCAAAGUCAGACAGUCCAGGCACCCAGGCCUACACCGCCCAGACCUACACCGCCCACCGUCCACCAUCCACAUCUUCUCCCCCGACAGCACCAGCCACACAUCACUCGUCCAAGGUCAAGGCUGGUCAGCUCUGGGGAAAGAGCAAGGAUGACCUCACCAAGCAGUUGGAGGAGUUGAAGACCGAGCUCAGCCAGCUCCGUGUCCAGAAGAUCGCCAACGGUGCCUCGUCGAAGACCACGAGAAUCCACGACGUUCGCAAGUCGAUCGCUCGCGUUCUCACCGUCAUCAACGCCAAUCAGCGUGCCCAGCUCCGCCUGUUCUACCAGAACAAGAAGUACGCUCCCCUUGACCUCCGCGCCAAGCAGACCCGCGCCAUCCGCCGCCGCCUCACCAAGCACGAGGCCACCCUCAAGACCGAGCGCCAGCGCAAGAAGGAGAUCCACUUCCCCCAGCGCAAGUACGCUGUUAAGAAACCUUAAGGGGCAAAGGGAUGGAGUUUGUUUUUCUUUGAAGACGGGGGAACACGCCAAUUGUUCUGCAAACCAAAAGACUUGAU